CCAGAUACUACCAGCCUGCAUAAUUCAGGAAAGUCUAAUUUUUUGGAGCGAAUUUUUUUGAGCUGUCGUCGGGAAGACGUUUAUUUUCCUCACAGAUAUAUUUUAGUAUCUAUUUCAAUUAAAUAAGAAAUUUGAUUAUUAGCAUUGUUGUUACACAUAUUUUUAAGUUAAACGUUUAAAUAAUUUCAUCUAUAAAUUUUCAACUAAAAAUUACCGGCAAUGUCGAAAAUUAUGUUAUGGCUUUCCCCAAAUUGCAUAAUAUCGUAUUAAAUUGUACAAUAUUUUAUAAUCUCACACUUAAAAGCACAGCCGCCAAAAGUAAUUUGUGGAAAUUUACAAAUGUCUCUUAUUCGAUAAACCGAUAUUGUUCAAAGUUUAACAUGAAAGUUCUCAAUGUUGCUGAGAAACAUGAUGCUGCUAAGAGUAUCGCUGCUCAUUUAUCACAUGGUACAAGCAGAAAGAGAGAAGGCUUAUCUGUAUAUAAUAAAAUUUUUGAAUUUAAUGUACAAUUAUGGAACCAAAACUGUCAAAUGGUGAUGACAUCUGUAUCUGGCCACUUAUUAGGCUACGAAUUCACAGGAGCGUAUCGUAAAUGGCAAGGCUGUCAUCCACUUAGCUUAUUUGAUGCUCCGGUAUCCAAACAGUGUUCGGAAGAAAAUUACAUAAAGAUUAAAAAAACUUUGGAGCGAGAAAUAAAAUCUUGCAAUGCAUUAAUUAUUUGGACAGAUUGUGAUAGAGAAGGAGAAAAUAUAGGUUUUGAGAUUAUACAGGUCUGUCAGACAGUCAAGCCAAAUAUCCGUGUAUACAGGGCAAAAUUCUCAGAGAUUACAAAACAGUCAAUUGAAAGAGCUCUGUCAACUUUGGGGGAACCAGAUAAGGCGACAAGCGAUGCCGUAGACGUAAGAAGCGAAUUAGAUUUAAGAAUUGGUGCUGCAUUUACAAGAUUUCAGACUUUAAGAUUGCAGAAAGUGUUUCCCAAUACUCUUGGAGAUAUGCUUAUCAGUUAUGGAAGCUGUCAAUUUCCCACACUUGGAUUUGUAGUUGAAAGAUUUUUAGCUAUUGAUCGAUUCAAGUCCGAGCCAUACUGGAAGAUAAAAGUGAUAGAUGAUCGCAAUGAAAUAGCAGUAGAAUUCAGAUGGGCUAGAGUAAGAUUGUUCGAGAAGAUGCCUUGUCAGAUUUUUUUGGACAUGUGUUUGGAGCGGCCGGAAGCUACAGUGGAAAAAGUAAUGUGCAAACCAAAAAGUAAAUGGAGGCCUCUACCCUUAGAUACCAUUGAAUUAGAGAAGCAGGGCUCUCGUAAAUUACGCUUAAAUGCAAAGGAAACAAUGAGAAUAGCAGAGAAAUUGUAUACUCAAGGUUUUAUUAGUUACCCGCGCACUGAAACUAAUAUAUUUCCAAAAGAAUUAAAUCUGGUACCAUUAGUAGAGCAACAAGUAAAUCAUGAGGCAUGGGGUGACUUUGCACGAGGUUUAUUGGAAUCUGGGAUAACUCCCAGACAAGGAAAGAAAUCUGAUCAAGCACAUCCUCCUAUUCAUCCCACAAAAUACACAGACAGUUUGCAAGGAAACGAAGCAAGAGUCUACGAAUUUAUAGUUCGACAUUUUCUAGCUUGUUUAUCAAAAAAUGCAGAAGGCCGUGAAACAACAGUAGAGAUUGAUAUAGCGGGAGAAAAAUUCACGACUAACGGCCUCGAAAUCAUAGCAAAAAAUUAUCUUGAUGUAUAUAUAUAUGAUAAAUGGAACAAUAAGCAGAUUCAUUCUUAUGAGCAAAGACAAGUUUUCAGACCGACUAGCAUAGAUAUGGUGGAAGAAAAAACUUCAGCGCCGAACUUGCUGACUGAAGCCGAAUUGAUCGCGCUGAUGGACAAACACGGCAUUGGCACAGACGCCACUCACGCCGAUCACAUUGACACUAUUAAAUCCAGGCAAUACGUAGGCUUAACAGAUAGUCAACAUUUCAUGCCGGGCAAGUUGGGAAUUGGUUUGGUCAUGGGAUAUGACAAUAUGGGAUUCCAAAUGUCUAAACCGCAUUUGCGUGCAAGUCUAGAAAACGAUUUAAAAUUGAUUUGCGAGCGUCGAAAAGAUCCGAAUGAAGUGUUACAAAAUCAAAUCGACACAUAUCGCGAAGUGUUCAAAGUAGCAAUGGAACGCGCUAAUCUAAUAGAUGAUGCUUUAGCACAGUAUCUUGAUGAGAGACCAACUCAAAGUGAACAAAUACAAUUUCCUUUAGUCACAGACGUCGCUAUUUUUAAAUGUCCAAAAUGUGGAUCGAACAUGGUUUUGAAAGAAAGAAAGCAAGGCAAAGGAAAAUAUAUUAGUUGUAUGGGAUAUCCAACAUGUCUCAAUGUGAUCUGGUUCCCAGAAGCUGUAAAAGAUGUAGAGAUUUUAAAUGAAAUAUGUAAUCAGUGCACAGGAAAUAUUCACAAAUUGAAAUUUACAUUAGUCAGAAAUGUGCUACCUUUAUAUGGUACCUCAUAUACAACGUGCAUAGGCUGUGAUAACGCAUUUAAUGAAAUAUUAAACAUAAAGCAGGAUUGUAUCAGGCAAACUGAAAGAACAAAUAUUGUUCAUAACAAUACAAGAAAUACAUCAAGCUUGACUUCUACAUCUUCAAGUACAUCCCAAUAUACGUCUCAACAACAACAAUCGGUUUCUAAUAAUAUAAGAUCUGUUCAAAAUAACAAUAUUGACUCAAUCGGCACAAAUAGGAGACAGGCACAAAAUAGUUUUAAUGUUUCUCAACCAAAUAGGCCGAAUACCAUUCGUGAAAGUACGACAAUAUCAAAUAAUAGAGAAAAUUCUACUUCUUGGAUUAAUACACAUAAUUUUAAUAGUUUAUCGGAUCAAUCUGCGCCCAGAAAUGCUCGCAAUGUAGAUAAUAAAACUAGUGUAUGGGGUAAUAUUGAUAAUAAUGCAGAGAUUAUGUGCAACUGUCACGAGAUAGCGAUUCAAUUAACAGUAAGAAAAGAAGGACCAAAUAAAGGACGUUUGUUUUACAAAUGUGCUAAACCGCAAGGUAGCGGCUGCGAUUUUUUCUUGUGGGCAUCUGAUAGCACUGAAUCUAGAGAUGAUGUAGCGAGCCAACAUUCGAAUCGAGUAUCUAAUCUAGAUAGAAACAAUGUUAAUGCUGGUCAUUUUUCUCGCACUACCAAUACCUCUAACAAUGAUUGGGGAAAUUCAUCAACGAACGAUACGAUUGUAUGCCAAUGUAAUCAGCCUGCUCGAAAAUUAACGGUUCAGAAAGACGGUCCCAAUAAGGGGCGACAAUUUUAUGGAUGUCCAAAAGGUAUGAACUCCACUUGCAACUUUUUCAAGUGGGCAGACGAAAAUGAUGUCGAUAAUCAUGGAAAUACAGAUUGGAAUAAUUUCACUACAAAUAAAGGAAGAAAUCAAAGUAGCAGAAUCCCUCAAAAAGGUAGUGCUCCUAAAAAACCUAGACUCACUGGCGGUAAGAGAAAGUGUGGAAAUUGUGGAAUUGAAGGACAUACAAGAAAUAGAUGUCCAGAAAAUAUGUGACGUUAAUGAGCGAAUUUUUUUCAAUAUUGUAUAAAUAUAUUAUAAUUGUAAAUAAUGUACAAAUAAUAAUGAGACUGAAGUUGUUACAAGCAUAAAAGUAUAACAAAGCAGUGUCAAACAGAGACAUUUCUUGAAUUGACGGCUC
Molecule: messenger RNA, 3660 nt
Organism: Camponotus floridanus (Florida carpenter ant)
Lineage: Eukaryota; Metazoa; Arthropoda; Insecta; Hymenoptera; Formicidae
Gene: Top3alpha
Product: DNA topoisomerase 3-alpha
Exons: 11
Coding region: 237-3515 (1092 amino acids)
Biological process (GO): DNA topological change
Cellular component (GO): chromosome; nucleus
Molecular function (GO): DNA binding; DNA topoisomerase type I (single strand cut, ATP-independent) activity; zinc ion binding
Source: RefSeq, a predicted model, not a curated record